Molecule: messenger RNA, 1077 nt
Organism: Saxophila tyrrhenica
Lineage: Eukaryota; Fungi; Ascomycota; Dothideomycetes; Mycosphaerellales; Extremaceae
Exons: 1
Coding region: 1-1077 (358 amino acids)
Cellular component (GO): nucleus
Molecular function (GO): protein binding
Source: RefSeq, a predicted model, not a curated record
AUGGCAGACCACAAGUCCCAGAGAUUGGGCGCCGACCCUAACGAGACCCCCAGAUCUACCAGUCCGGUCACUGCUUCUGACGAAUCCGGCUCCUCCCCUUUCUUCACUCCAGACGACCAGUCUACCGCCGAUGCAUCUGAUGUCAACGCAGAAGCCGACACUUACGAUGCAUACUACACACCCGACGACCACUCCAAUGCCAACACCACCGACACCGCUGUCGCUGCUGACGUAGAACGACCAGCCGCAUACUACAUUAGUGAUUCCCACCUCCAUGGCAAUGGUCUUUUCGCCAAUCGACCAUUCGCAGUCGGUGAGCUCAUCGCCACCUUCCCUUCGCUCUUGUUCAUCCAAUGGCGCCGCGACACCACCAAAAGACCACCCCUGUCAGGGAUUUGUGACACGAUCGCAGAAUUCGAUGAUACUAAGCUGAACGAGAUCGUCUGCAUCAUGGCCCGGAAUCCAGCCGGCGUGAUGCCAUCAGAUCAGCUAGCCUACAUGCGAAGCCAAUUCAAAGAACGACAAGGCGAGGGCUCAUGGGGUGAAAAGUCUGUGGCAAAGGUCAUGAAGCGUGGUAUCUUCCCGCCACCGGAGUUGCGGUGGAACGGCUUUGUCCAUGUCUCUAAGGACGCGAGCCUGCUGAACCAUUCGUGUCUGCCGAACGUGGUAGCGACGCAGGAUCAGGACAAGAAAGAGGUUUACCUCAGUUCAACAAGGGAGAUUGGAAAAGGCGAGGAGCUCACAAUCUCUUACUGCAACAUCUGGCGGGUUCGAGAAGAGAGGCACCGCAGGCUGGGUUUUGUGUGCGGGUGUGAGGAGUGCCCGCUUGAAGGUCAGUGGCUCAGACAAAGCAACAACAUAUACAAGCGAGUCGGCGGCUGGCUGAAGGAGGUCACGCGAUUCCGCGAGGCCUGCAAAGUCAAGCAGGAACAGGUCUUCGAAGUCGCUGAGGCAGAUACGAAAGACUUUGUACAUGGUCGUGAGGAGACGAUCAAGAGGGUCAGGACAUGCGCUCGAAAGGCGGCAGAAGAAGAAGAAGUGAUGAAAGCUCCCAGUCCUGAACGCUUCCUUGCUUAA